Metarhizium robertsii ARSEF 23 is the source of this 522-nucleotide messenger RNA. RefSeq names its product Cytochrome P450 CYP570C8. Bases 1 to 522 code for a protein of 173 amino acids. NCBI's taxonomy places the organism in Eukaryota, Fungi, Ascomycota, Sordariomycetes, Hypocreales, Clavicipitaceae. The transcript has a single exon. Gene Ontology annotation, molecular function: iron ion binding; heme binding; oxidoreductase activity, acting on paired donors, with incorporation or reduction of molecular oxygen. The record is from RefSeq and is a predicted model, not a curated record.
AUGACCAAUCCGCGCGUCCUGGCGCGGCUGCAGGCCGAGAUUCGCGCGGCCGAGCUGAGCUGGCCCGUGGCUGGCGACGCCGAGAUCCGCAAAAUGCCCUUUGUGCAGGCCACCAUCAAGGAGGGGCUGCGCAUGCUGCCGCCCGUGGCUGGCUUCAUGUCCAAGGAGGUUCCGGCCGACGGGGACUGCUGGAACGGCUUCUCGUUCCCGUCGGGGACCAGGAUAGGACUGUGCAUGGUGGGCAUACUGCGGCAGAGGGACGUGUUUGGCGAGGAUGCCGACGAGUUCCGCCCGGAGAGGUGGCUCGGGGCGACGCCGGAGAUGGAGGCCACUUGGGGUCUUGUCUUUGGCUCGGGGAAAUGGGCGUGCUUGGGCAAGAACAUUGCCCGGAUGGAGCUGAACAAGGUCUUGGUGGAGGUGAGGCUUUCUGCCCGUUCCUUGUUUUGCAGACUGUCUGAUUGGUGGGUUGCAUGCUUACACGGUUUGCCAGGUCUUGAGGCGCUUCGAUCUCACGCUGAUUGA